AGCGCCGAGGGCCACGAGUUCUGGGUCGACCGCAAGUGCGCGAACACGUCGGGCACGAUCAAGGCCAUGCUCUCCGGUCCGCGCGGCCCGCGCCAGUUCACGGAGAGCUCCGGCGAGAUCAAGUUCCCGGAGAUCUCGACGCCCAUCCUCGAGAAGGUCAUCCAGUACUUUUACUACAAACUCCGCUACACGAACAGCCAGGUCCGCAUCCCGGAGUUCCAGAUCGACCCCGAGAUGGCGCUCGAGCUGCUGAUGGCGAGCAACUUCCUGGACUGUUGA
This is a messenger RNA of Aureococcus anophagefferens, 279 nucleotides long. RefSeq lists its product as hypothetical. Lineage: Eukaryota; Pelagophyceae; Pelagomonadales; Pelagomonadaceae. The record is from RefSeq and is a predicted model, not a curated record. Gene Ontology annotation, biological process: ubiquitin-dependent protein catabolic process. Gene Ontology annotation, molecular function: protein-macromolecule adaptor activity. Gene Ontology annotation, cellular component: elongin complex. The transcript has 2 exons. The annotation marks the transcript as partial.